AUGAGAUUCGAUUUUACUAUAUAUAUUUGCAGCUUUUGUACCCUUUUGUGGGCGUUCCAGUCGCAAGAUGCCGGCGAAGUAGCUUUCCCAUGGACAGCGAUGUCUGAUAUGCAAUGGGAGAUAAAUCCGCAGGGUUUCGAAACUAAUGACAGUUUCGCUUUUGGUUCUGACAUUUCGUCAAAAUGGGAAAAAAGUGCAGUUGAAGCUAUCACUAGAGCAGAGUUGCAGCUGUUGCAUCUCUAUGAAAUAGAUCCAAGUAUCGGAAUUGCAGAACAGAUCUUCGUACAAUGCCAGACGGUCAAGUCGUUGAGCGACGAACUCGCGCGGGGAUUGCAAGGAGACGAAUGGGAGCCCGUUCGCCAUCAUCUGGACAUGAUAAUACAAAAGGCCCUUCGCAACCUGAAGGCCGAAUUUGAUGUUGAUGUCAUAUCAACAAAUACUAGGACAGCUGCCGCGAAAUUUGUUCAAAAUUUCAGAAAAUUGACAGCAACAUUGCAGGAAGUCUCGUUUCUGGUCGAUAAUAGGUUUGCGCCUGUCACCGCAAACUACACGCCCGAUUUACAAGAGUUGGCCCAUUCUCUCGACGAGUUGGAUGUGGGUAGAAUCAUUGCAGAGGGAAUAGCCCAUAAAAUCGAGCAAAUGGUGGUGGGGGGAGAUCUCCACGCUGCAAUAACGGAAAUCGCCAAUAUUUUUGGCGACUUAGGGGUGCUUUUAACGGCGUAUGCCACGGGACUGGCCAUUUGCACUGCAAACGUCGUGAUCGUCCUAUGUGGCGUGUCAAUCCUUGUUUGCGGAGGUGGUACCGUGAUUUUCAUCUGUCGUCUCCUCCAACAUUUGAACAACAUUUACAAGGUCCUAGGCGGAUAG
Messenger RNA from Lachancea sp. 'fantastica', 867 nucleotides. Lineage: Eukaryota; Fungi; Ascomycota; Saccharomycetes; Saccharomycetales; Saccharomycetaceae. The record is from the annotation of a GenBank genome assembly.